Molecule: messenger RNA, 1084 nt
Organism: Paramecium sonneborni
Lineage: Eukaryota; Ciliophora; Oligohymenophorea; Peniculida; Parameciidae
Source: the annotation of a GenBank genome assembly
AUGGAUAACAUUUAAAUAGAUAAUUUCUAAAUAAACUCAAAGCAAAAGAAUUUUUCUUCAUCUAAUCAAUCAGAUGAUGAAAAUAAUGGGUAAUUAGAAAGCAGUUAAAAAAAAGAAUGUAUUAUAAUAAUAAUAAAUAGCCGAUAAUAAAAAAAAAGAAUAAAAACUUAAAAUUAAAAUGAAAAGAAAACUUAGAAAAAAAAUGACAAAUGAAUAAAAACUAUCAAAUAAACAAAUGUCAAAUAAUCAAGAGCAGAAACUAAAAAAAGAUCGGCUUAGUAAUAUAUUUUCAGAGGUUUCUAAAGAUAAUCAAUUAGAAAUUCCUAAUAAGAAAUAUAAGAUUGAAUAAGAACCCUAAGUUUUAAAUUAAUUUUUAAAUGAAAAUUAAAAGAACGAAACUAUUAUUUUUAAUAAGCAGCCAGAAUAAAUCAUGGUUAAUAAGGUUAAUGAAAUUAAAUAAAAUUAGCUUCCAAAUUUUAUUGAAAACAUCGAAUAAAAUUAAUAUUUAAGCAUAGCUUUGUCAAAAAGUAAUGAGCAUUAACAUUUGCUUUUUUAGAAAUUCUUAAAUUUUCUUGGAAUAACACAAGAGGAAUAUGUUAAUAUCUAAUAAUAUUUACCUGAUGUACCAUCUGAAUAACUUCCAUAAUUCUUGGUAUAAUAAAAGCGAAUAAAUGAGACUUUUUAAAUAUAAAAACAACAAUAAUAGUAAUUAAUUCAUUAAAAUUAAUAAAUAAAUUAAGUUAUUGAUAAUUAUUAAUAGUAACAAAAUGAUUAAUUUUUAAUAAAUGAAUAAGAUUAAUAUGAAUAAUUUUAGAUUUUAUUAAUCUAGAAUUAACAAAAUUAAAAUUAUAAAUUCUUGCAAAAUCAAAUAUAAGAAUAAUAAUAUUAACAAAAAUUUAUUGAAAUUGAAUUUAAGUUUAAUCCUGAAUUAUCAGAUGAGAAUUUAGAAUGUGAUAUUUGUGCUGAGACUUACAUGAAUGGAGAUAAAUUAGCGAUAUUACCUUGUAUCCAUAGAUUUCAUUUAAAUUGCAUUACUAGUUGGAUGUAAAAGUCACCUUAAUGUCCAAUUUGCCAUUAGAGUUGA